Messenger RNA from Lottia gigantea (owl limpet), 519 nucleotides. RefSeq lists its product as hypothetical. The annotation marks the transcript as partial. The record is from RefSeq and is a predicted model, not a curated record. The transcript has a single exon. NCBI's taxonomy places the organism in Eukaryota, Metazoa, Mollusca, Gastropoda, Lottiidae.
UACUUUGAGAAACAAGUCUUACCCAGGUUCUUUAUUUUGAGGAACGCAUCUUACCCAGGUUCUUUAUUCUUUGGAACACAUCUUACCCAGGUUCUAUUUUUUGAGGAACAAGUCUUACCCAGGUUCUAUUUUUUGAGGAACAAGUCUUACCCAGGUUCUUUAUUCUUUGGAACACAUCUUAUCCAGUUUCUUUAUUUUGAGAAACAAGUCUUACCCAGGUUCUUUAUCCUGAGGAACACAUCUUACCCAGGUUCUUUAGUCUUUGGAACACAUCCUAUCCAAUUUCUUUAUUUUGAGAAACAAGUCUUAACCAGGCUCUUUAUUCUGAGGAACACAUCUUACCCAGGUUCUUUAGUCUUUGGAACACAUCUUAUCCAGUUUCUUUAUUUUGAGAACCAAGUUUUACCCAGGUUCUUUAUUCUGAAGAACAAAUCUUACCCAGUUUUUUUUUAUUCCGAGAAAGUCUUACCCGGGUUCUAUUUUUUGAGGAACAAGUCUUACCCAGGUUCUUUAUUUUGA